UCGAAAGCAUCCGGUUAACAGCGAGGACAGUAAUCUUAGAGAGAAAAUGGAAAAUUUUAAUUAUGAAGACUUCUACAACUAUACUUACGAGGAGGUCCUCAUGCCUCACGAGGCAAGUGUCUUCGAGCACAAAUCCAGCUGCCCGGGGAACGUCCUUUGCGUCUCUCUGCUGGUGAUCAACGCGGUCCAAUUUGUGCUGGGAUUUUGCGGCAACGCCUUGGUCAUCUGGAUCUCUGGAUUCAAGAUGAAGAAAACGGUCAACACCACGUGGUACCUGAGCCUGGCCAUCUCCGACUUUGUCUUCUGCACAUUUCUGCCUUUCAUCAUCAUCAAUAUGGCGAUGGAGAAGUGGAUCUUUGGAUUCUUUUUGUGCAAGUUUACCAGUUCCGUGCUGUUCCUCAACAUGUUCAGCAGCAUCUUCCUCCUGGUCAUCAUCAGCAUCGACCGAUGCGUGUCCGUCAUCUUUCCCGUCUGGUCCCAGAAUCACCGCACUGUACGAAAGGCUUCCCUCCUCGUCGUCCUCGCUUGGGUUCUCGCCAUCGGUCUCAGUCUUCCCUCUGCUGUCUUCCGCGACGUUCAGAGUCAAAUGGGAAGGAGCAUUUGCUACAACAACUACACGUCGCCGCAGACUCAUAAAAUAAUUGCCAUGAGCCGCUUUGUGGCAGGCUUUGUCGUGCCUUUCGUCGUGAUCAGCAUUUGCUAUUCGGUCAUUAUCCUCAAACUUCGUAUGAACAGAAUGACCAAAUCGUCGAAACCCUUUAAAGUCAUGACGGCGCUCAUCGCUACUUUCUUCAUCUGUUGGUUGCCCUACCAUGUGUUCAUCCUGCUCGAGAUAAACCACCAACACUUCAGUCAAGAUGUCCUAAAAGCCGGACAACAAAUCGGAACCACUCUGGUGGCAGCCAAUAGUUUCCUCAACCCGGUGCUCUACGUGUUCAUGGGGAAUGACUUCAAACAAAGUUGUAAGAGCUCCUUGAUGUCAAAGAUGGAGAACGCCAUGGGAGACGAAGGUCGCACCAUUAGCCGCUAUCUGUCCAGGUCCAGCUCGGUAGACGCCAAGCUUUCCACACACAUUUAAAGUUCUCCGUGACAGUAACACCAGUGGCGCAUCCAGAAAUUUUUCAUAGGGGUGGCCAGAUGGGGUGGCACACCAAAACUAAAAGCCAUAAUUUCAGGUUUUCACUAUAUUAUUGCAGUAAAAAGGUCAGGGGAAAACUAUCAGAAAGACUUAAGGACACGGCAACUGAUAUACUUUGGUGUAUUGUGUAAUAUUUGUUGUUACUAAUGAUUUAAUGUGCAUAGUCCAUAACUGUCCAGUCAACAUUUUGAGUUCCACAACAAUUAUGUUUUUUUGUGUUAUGUAAAUAUACGGCAUAAGGUGUACAUUUAACUAGGGCUGUCAAACGAUUAAAAUUUUUAAUCGAGUUAAUCACAGCUUAAAAAUUAUAUGCCAUAUUUUUCUGUAAAUUAUUGUUGGAAUGGAAAGAUAAGACAUGACGGAUAUAUUCAUUAAACAUACUGUACAUAAGUACUGUAUUUGUUUAUGAUAACAAUAAAUCCACAAGAUGGCAUUGA
Messenger RNA from Corythoichthys intestinalis (scribbled pipefish), 1575 nucleotides. RefSeq names its product chemerin-like receptor 1. Gene Ontology annotation, cellular component: plasma membrane. Gene Ontology annotation, molecular function: G protein-coupled receptor activity; complement receptor activity. The transcript has 2 exons. Lineage: Eukaryota; Metazoa; Chordata; Actinopteri; Syngnathiformes; Syngnathidae. The record is from RefSeq and is a predicted model, not a curated record. Gene Ontology annotation, biological process: complement receptor mediated signaling pathway; inflammatory response; positive regulation of cytosolic calcium ion concentration. The coding region runs from base 47 to 1078 and encodes 343 amino acids.